Pistacia vera is the source of this 855-nucleotide messenger RNA. RefSeq lists its product as uncharacterized. The transcript is spliced from 3 exons. The coding region runs from base 233 to 760 and encodes 175 amino acids. The record is from RefSeq and is a predicted model, not a curated record. NCBI's taxonomy places the organism in Eukaryota, Viridiplantae, Streptophyta, Magnoliopsida, Sapindales, Anacardiaceae.
GAUACCGCCAUGUUACACAAACCGAAAAUCCGAAAUCGGAUAAAGGCAACAGCCCUUAGACAUUCACUACGGUGGGCCACAAAUGACAAAACAUAUUAAUUAACUCGCCGUCUCCUUCCCAAAUCCCUCUCAUAAAAUUCAUUUAAUUUCCAAAUCUGUUCGAAACACAUAAAUUUACCUUUAAGUAAUCGAAUCCUAAAAGUAAAAAAUCUCUGCAAUUUGGUUCUUCGAAAUGAAGGAUGAUGACAACCUUCCUGCAACAACCAUAAAUGUAAAGAAAGAAAGCUCAGAUUUGAGUCUUUUGGGCAAAGGUCGUUACAAGGUUUGGGCACUAGCGGCCAUUUUAUUGCUGGCUUUAUGGUCAAUGUUCACCGGCACCGUUACUCUCCGUUGGUCAGCGGGCAAUCUCAACCGUUUUAUCGAUGAUCUUGACAGCCCUAUCCACGACGAUCUCGACGUCCUCGAGAUGGAAGAGAGAGAGAAAGUGGUGAAGCACAUGUGGGAUGUGUACACCAAUAACCGUCGGAUCAGAUUACCGAGAUUUUGGCAAGAGGCGUUCGUGGCUGCGUACGAGGAGUUGAGCAGUGACGUGGCGGAGGUUAGAGAGGCUGCCAUUAACGAGAUCGCUAAGAUGUCUAUUCGUUCUAUUGAUAUUGAUCCGGCUCCAUUCCACUCAACGGCGGCUAGACAAUUAAGUACCAGUCUGAGGCAAAUUGGGAGAGAAAGGGAAACUGUAACUUCAACCGGAAAGGUUCAAUGAUGUGAAGAGUGCUGAAGAUCCAAGAAUAGUCAUCAUCACUUUCCUCCAGGGCUGCACAGAGUUUACAGAGAACAGUGUUUGAACAAAAAAAAAAA